Arabidopsis lyrata subsp. lyrata is the source of this 2112-nucleotide messenger RNA. RefSeq lists its product as uncharacterized. The coding region runs from base 798 to 1451 and encodes 217 amino acids. Lineage: Eukaryota; Viridiplantae; Streptophyta; Magnoliopsida; Brassicales; Brassicaceae. The transcript has a single exon. The record is from RefSeq and is a predicted model, not a curated record.
UAAUGUUUUACACAUAGCCAAUAACGGCCCAAUAACUAAGCAGCCCAACACACAUCAAAAGGAGAACCAAUUUGGAAUCAAAUAGCCCAACAAUGACUACAAGAAAAAAAAAUAAAACGGUGGCCCAAGAUGGAGAGUAAUCAGGUAAACCAAUCUAAUUACGGAUUCCACGAAGCUGAGAUGACAAGUCAGAUGAAACAGAGAAGACGAGAAUGGAACAUGUUGUUUGGUCCCAAUUUAUAAACUUCUUUUGCUGGAAUCGAGAUUGAUUAGUUAAUUUAAAUUAUAAAACCAGAUUUUGCGCACCCUAAAACUUUGUUCAGACAAAACCAAAACCCUUUCUGUUCUCCCCCAUCAAAUGAUCAAUUUAUUGAAAACAAAAUUCCGAGAUUUUAUUAAGCAUUUUGGAAAAUUGGAAGUUUAUAGCAAAAGACACGUGAUUUCAUCGAGACCGUUGGUUGUUAGUAGUGACUUUGGAACGGGUGGUUGAGAUUUUAAUGAAGUAAAUAACAUCAGUAGUAAAGCGUUGAGGGAGGGAAGGUAAGCAAUCGUAGCCGUUGGAUAUUGGCAGUGGAUUAAUCGUAGGGCCGAUGUAUGGUUAUUUGUUUUUCGACUCUUUUCUCUUUUGGCUUUUCUAAGAUAAGCAAAAUUUGUAAUCCAAAAACUUGGCUGCCAAGGCAAUUUCCCCUAUUAAUUAUGUAAUGUUUUUAGGGUUUUUAACUUUUAAGUUAGCGGAAAAGAUCUGAAAAUAAUCAUUUCUUAAAAAAUUAGGGUUUUACUUUUCUGUGAACAUAUCAAUGUCUCUGCUUCUCAGACGGCUGUCGGAGCUUUGCCUUUCGAAACCUGCGUCCGUGAGGUCUUCUCUACUUCUCUCUAAUGGCUUCUCAUCAUCGUCUUUGUUGCAAAGCCCUCCUUGUACCAUAAUCGGCGCUCGUCGUUGUGGACCGUAUUUUGGAAGACUCAUCAUUUUUAACGCUAAUGAAGAUGACUCCACUUAUUUGGAAAAGAAGGUGCCUAUGGAGUUGGUAGCUAGUGAUCCAAUGGUGGUGUAUAAUAAUGCAACUGUAACAAUAGGGGCAUCUCAUGGAUGGGUAGCUACUGUGAACAAGGACGACGGCAUUAUGCGUCUCCGAGAUGAUUUGAACCCUGCUGCGUCCGAUACAGAUCCGAGAAGCAUUCGCCUGCCUCCUCUUGUCACUCUGCCUCAUUGCCAAACCCAAAUCAUCACCAACGUGGCCAUGUCAUGUUCUUCUCCCGAGGAUGAAGACUGUGUUGUUGCUGUCAAGUUCUUGGGACCUCAGCUCAGCUUUUGCAGACCCGCUCGAAGUCACUCCGAUUGGACCAACAUCAGAAUCGAAAACCCCUGCUUCUUCUCCUCCCGUGUCAUGUUUUCCAAGAAAGACGACAUGUUUCGCAUUCCCGGAUCUGGAGGCCACAUCAUCGGAUCAUGAGAUCUCCGCAGACACAAGCACGAUCCCGUAUUGCAGAGAUUGCGAUUCCGAAAACUCCCCGAGCUUCCCAAGACCAAACGGGAGCUUUUGGAUUCCUGCUGCAUCACCGAACACUUAGUGGAGUCCCCAGCUGGUGAAACAUUCUUGGUUAAGUGGUACAGGAAAACUGCACCCGCACCCAAGACUAUCAAUGGUAUGGUGAAAAUGCAAACAAAAACUGUGAUGGUGUUCAAACUUGAUGAAAAAGGAAACGCUGUUUACACUCAAGACAUUGGGGAUCUCUACAUUUUCCUCUCAAAGUCUGAACCUUUCUGUGUCCCUGCUAGCUCUUUUCCCGGCAUGUCCUCUAACCGCGUCGAGAUCUUGGAUGUCAACGAAAACGUUGUUGUCGAUCUGUCUGAUUACUCCAUGACCGGUGGAAAUGCUCGUUUCGGUGCACCUUACAGUAUUCCACCCCAAAAACUAGACUAGUGGUUUGCUUAGCACCAUCUCACUCUCGUCAAGCAAUAGACUUGUAGUAGUACAACUGUAUUCCAUUGUUACAACAUGUUAACUAUGUACGUGGGUUCUUUUACAUUAGCUAAUGACCUGUAUGCUGUUUAUGCAUUUGUUUGUUCCCUCAUGUGAAACUAUUCUCAUUGGUGUCGAUCAGUUUCCAUUU